AUGCAGCCUGAUACUACAACAAGUACGCAGUGCAAUUCAUCUGUAACUAGUACAGGUGUACCUACAGUUCUUUUGCUUACAUGCAGUGUUUAUGCUACUCCAGUGGCUAUUCCCAACGCAAAUGUCCGGAAAGGUAUGCAGUCGCGAGGCUUAAAUCUCGCCGACACGUGUGAAAACAAGGCAAAAAUUGAGAUUUUGAUUGGAGGGGAUGUAUUUUGGCGGAUAAUAUAUGCAUCUCACGUUGAGAAAUUAAACAACACGGUGACCUGUGUUCCUACUAUUUUUGAGUUCGCAAUGCAGGGUACUCAAAGCGGAAGUAGUGGUCCUUGUUCAGCAAAUUUUUUAGGGUCUGUGUCAGAUGUUCAGGUGCUAUGGGAUUUGGAAACGUUGGGCAUCAGAAAUGAGACUGAAAUGAGUGUAACCGAUAGGGAAUUGUUAGACCAAUUUAAUAGGGACCUAGAAUUUAAAGAUGGAAGAUAUGAGGCCAAGUUGUUGUGGAGGAUUGAUCCCAGAGAAUUGGAGAACAACUUUAAUCUGGCCAAGAGGCGAUUCGACGAAUUGAAAAAGGGAGUCAAUAAAAAUGAAUGGAUAGCUAAUGCUUAUCGCGAAAUAAUUAGGGAUCAGGAAACUAAUGGAAUAAUUGAAGAAUGUGGUAGGGAUAGGAAUGAAUAUUUCACGCCUCAUAGAGCAGUGGUCAGAGCGGAUAAGGAAACAACUAAUGUUCACAUGGUUUUCAAUUGUGGCUCCAAAUCUGGACAAAACGUGUCACUUAACGAUUAUUUAGAGGCUGGUCCGAAUUUGAAUCCUAACAUUCUUGAGGUUAUAAUGAACUUUAGGAGAUUUAAGGUUGCAUUUCAUGGGGACAUAGAAAAGGCAUUUUUAAUGAUAGGAAUGGCUCCUGAAGAUCAUAAAUUUUUGAAAUUUCUUUGGAAUGGAGGUAGCGAUCACGAGGACUAUAGAAUUAUGCAGAUGACUAGAUUACCCUUCGGAUGCAAAACUUCUCCGUUUAUUUUGAGUGCAAUUAUUAAACAUCACAUUGCAAAAUUCGAAGCCGAAAGACCCGAUUCAGUGUCAAUGCUAAAUUCUGGUUUGUAUGUAGAUGAUUUGCAUUUUGGUGCGGAUAGUGUGAGGGAAGCGUUUACGUUAUCAUCAGAUGUUGUGACAAUUUUGAGAAGUGGUGGGUUUAAGUUGAGAAAAUUAAGGUUAAGUGACUUGAGAGCUUUGUGGGUCAAAAAUGGAUUUUGUGAGCGUAAAGAAGGCAUUGAGUUGAAAAUACAGGGGCUAAAUUGGAAUCCCGACAAAGAUGUUUUGUCGUUGGAAGUGAAAGGGUUGGUGGAUAGUUUAAGAGGUUUGGACAAUACCAAGCGUUGUGUUUUACAGACAGCAGCGAGAAUUUUCGAUCCUGUGGGAUUGAUUGCACCCUUUGUAGUGAGAAUUAAGUGUUUAUUACAAGAGAUCUGGGAAAGGGGUAUGGACUGGGUUGAUGAUUUACCAGAGGAUUUACGACUUAAGUGGAUUACAUGGUGUAACGAAAUUAGGACGUUGAAGGAAAUAGUUAUUCCUAGGAAUUGUUUACAGGAUUGUGGGAAAGGAUUGGCAGAAAUUCAUAUAUUUUGCGAUGCAUCGCUCAGGGCCUGCGGGGCAACAUCCUAUACAAGGCAUGUCGAUAACACUGGAAAACAUAGAGUGUCCUUUUUGAUGUCAAAAAAUAGAGUAGCUCCACUUAAAACAUUAACGUUACCUAGGUUGGAAUUGAUGGAUGCUGUGAUAGGGGUUAGACUUGCGAAAUUUCUAGAAGGCGUUUAUUAUAAAAUUGUUGGGAAAUUCAUAUUUUGGAUAGAUUCUCAGAUAGUGUUGUAUUGGAUUAGAGGAAAUGCCAAGAAGUGGAAGCAGUUUAUGGCGAAUCGUGUUGCAGAGAUGCAGGAAAAGUCGAAUCCGAAUGAUUGGUUUUACUGUCCAUCGGCAGAUAACCCAGCAGAUUUGCUCACUAGAGGAGUUUCUGUUGAAAAUUUGAUAUCCAGCCAAAAAUGGUGGUAUGGGCCUAACUGGUUGUUGCAGAAUUGUAAUUAUUGGCUUGAAAAAUCAGUCAAGCAAUCGCAGGAUGUGGGUAAUUCAGAAGUAUUGAGGGAGCAAAAAGCAGAUUCAGUUGUUUGUUUAGUGGUUAAGGUGGAGGUUAUCGAGGAGCUUUGGAAUAAAAUUUCAGCUUGGAGUAGAUUGCAAAAUGUAGUUGCUUGGUGUUUGAGAUUCGUGGGAAAUAGUAGAGGAAAUAGGGUUUCGACACCGUAUUUGGAAUGUUUGGAGUUGAAAGAGUCGCAUGAUAGGAUUAUACAUUUGGUUCAGAAGGUUGCAUUUUCGACCGAAAUUUCCGUACUAGAGAAAGGAAAUGUGUUGAGUGCAGGAGUUCAAUCAGUUCGUUCUGCAAUUAGACAGGUCUAUUGGAUUUUGGGAGCAAGAUCAUCCAUAAGAAAAAUUGUGAGAAACUGCGUCAUCUGUGCGCCAUUUCGUGUAGAAUUCUCGAAGCAAAUAAUGGCCGACUUGCCUGCGUCCCGUGUCACACCAGGUAGAGCGUUCCUGAGAGCCGGUACAGAUUUUUGUGGACCAUUUCUGAUCACUCCUGUCGUGGAAGAAGUGUGA
Argiope bruennichi is the source of this 2634-nucleotide messenger RNA. RefSeq lists its product as uncharacterized. Bases 1 to 2634 code for a protein of 877 amino acids. The transcript has 3 exons. NCBI's taxonomy places the organism in Eukaryota, Metazoa, Arthropoda, Arachnida, Araneae, Araneidae. The record is from RefSeq and is a predicted model, not a curated record.